Molecule: messenger RNA, 1310 nt
Organism: Neltuma alba
Lineage: Eukaryota; Viridiplantae; Streptophyta; Magnoliopsida; Fabales; Fabaceae
Product: U-box domain-containing protein 1-like
Exons: 1
Coding region: 57-1055 (332 amino acids)
Molecular function (GO): protein binding
Source: RefSeq, a predicted model, not a curated record
UUUCGCUUUCUUCUUCUCUUAUCCUCUUCUUCUCUCAUACCCAGAACUCAAAUCCAAUGGAGACUAAGCGUCGAAGGGUUCGCUCCUUUGUGGGCAGGCUGAGCUCUGUUUCAGAGCAGACCCAGCUUGAUGCUCUGCGCGAGCUACGCUUGAUGACCAAGGAGGACGAAGAAAACCGACCCGUCAUCGCUGAUUCGGGUGCGAUUCCGUACUUGGUUGAUACCCUCUUUUCGUCUUCCCACGUUUUCCAAGAGAACGCCUCGGCGACGCUUCUCAACAUUUCGAUUUCCUGUAGAGAGCCUCUCAUGUCCACGCGCGGAGUCCUCGACGCUAUCUCGCACGUGCUUUCACACCAUAACUCGACUUCGUCUGCUUGCGCCGUUCAAUCCUGCGCCGCCACCUUGUACAGCCUCGUCGUCGUCGAUAACUACAGGCCUAUUGUUGGUUCCAAGCGUGACAUUGUGUAUGCUCUCGUGGAUAUCAUCAAAACCCCCAAAUCGACGACCCGAUCGAUCAAGGACGCUCUCAAGGCUCUGUUCGGAAUCGCGCUUCAUCCGCUUAAUCGGUGCACGAUGAUCCAACUCGGUGCGGUUGAAGCUCUGUUCUCGUUGGUUGCGAAGGACCGGAAGGUCGGGAUUGUGGAGGAUGCCACGGCGGUGAUAGCGCAAAUCGCGGGCUGCGAAGAGAGUGUGGAAGCGUUUCGGAAGGUGUCAGGAAUCGGAGUGCUGGCUGAUCUUCUGGAUAUGGGGAAUAAGGCGAGCAUGAAGACGAAGGAGAAUGCUGUUUCGGGAUUACUGAAGCUAGUGAGAUGUGGAGGGGCGAAAGUAGCCAUGGAUGUGAGAUUGAGAGCUUUAGGGGCAUUUGAUGGAAUUGCGGACGUGCAAGAGAAUGGCAGCUCCAAAGGGAAGGGCAAGGCGGCGGCGUUAUCAGCGGAAUUGCUCGGAGAUGAAAUCCAUUUGAGUACACAGAGGGAUUCGCGGUUUGAUUCCUCAACCAGUCAAGAUUCAUCAUUUUCAUUCAAUUUUUCAACAGAUUCAUCAGAAUCUGGUGUGUAGGACCUUAUUAUCUCCCACCUACUAUGAUUGAUUAUUCUUUCUUACACUCUUUCUCUUAAUUUUUGUCCUAUGAAAUUAGUUUUGAUAGAUCAGAUACUGUACAAACUAGGAUAAGGUACUGAUUCGUUGUGGUCUAGUUAGGCUCUACUGAUCAAGUUAUUAACCAUACCAUGUUGUCUUGUAAAUGUAAUUAUGUAACAAAAGAGGAGAUAUUCAUAAUUUUUUAUAUUAUAAAUUACUCUGUUUGCUCUGUUA